GGGGAGCAAAACUCCUCUCCAGCAGUUUAAAUAUAACUCUCUUCUGGGAGAAACUGAGAGCAAGGUGUGGUGGGGAUGUCACGACCACCUGGCGCCAUACCACCUCCUCACCCCGCUGGCGGCGUUGCCUCCGGGGUGGGCCCCAACCAGGGAUCAGGUCCGCCUCCGGUCUACCGGCAGGACGUGAUGAAGCAGAUGAUGGUGAUGGAGCAGGAGAAGAGGGCGCAGAUGCACAUGAUGGAGCAGCAGAAACAGCAGCUCUUAAGAGAGCAGAGACAGCAGCAGCAACUCUUGGCUGAACAGCUCCAGCAGCAGCAACAUCUCCCCAGACAAAUCGGCCAGGGCCAGAGGAAUCCAUAUCCCCAAGUCAAUCAGUACCAAGGUACCCCUCAGGCUCUCCAGAACAUUCGGGCUACCCGCCUCCUGCAGCAGCCGCAAACUCAGCAGCAGAUGGUCCAGAUGAGUUCUGUUCAGGCCCAGGGUGGUUCUGUGGGACCCCAAACUGACAUGGGACUACCCUACAGUAACCAGGGAUCCAACCAGGGUUCCCUGUAUGGGCUCAACCCCUCCAUGAGCCAAAUGAUCCACCAGCAGCAGCACCAGAGCCAAAGCGUCCAAGCCUCCAUGGGUCUUCCGCCACAGCACAACCCCACCGGAGGGCCACCCCGGCAGGCAGGUGCGGGUCCUGGAGUCGGAGGUAUGCCUGGAGGACCCGGAGGUGGUGGAGCUGGAGGUUAUGGAGGGCAAGGGAUGUUAAUGAACUCCAUGACCCAACAGCCUCUUAAAGGACCUCCUAAUGCCAAAGCUCAAACACAGAGACUGCAGAGCAUGCUGGGAGGAGGCGGUGGGGGAAUGGCAGCAAGUGGCUGGCCGCAGCAGCAAGGACAGAGUCUGCAGGCCAUGGGGGGUGGAGUUGGAAGGACUACAGGAGGAGGGGGAGGAGAUAUGGUGGGGUUCAGCUCUGCCCAGGGUUAUGGGAUGCAGCCGGGUCAACCCCCACGCAUGGCUAAACAACACUUUCAGGGCCCGGGACAAGGGAUGGGCCAGGGGAUGGACCCCAGGUUGGGCAACCCAGCUGCGGGUAUGGCUGGCCCAAUGAUGGGCCCUCACAUGGGUGGUCAACCAAGGACCAACCAACCCCGCCCUAUGGUUAUGAACCAGGGAAUGAACCAGGGGGUGAUGGGCCAGGGAAUAACUGGGAUGGGGGGUUUCGUGCCAGGCCCUGGGGGGCCAGGAUUAGGGGCAAGUGGAGGUGGAGGAGGUGGAUCUUACGGACCAGGGGCGGUCGGGGUUGGAGGUCAGCCGCAGGGCUACCAGAGGACAGCCAAUCAGGACAUGUCAUCCUAUGGAUACGGGGGCGGGCCCUCAGGCGGAGGAGCCUUCGGAUUGGGCGACGGCUCGGGGGCAGAGCUGGACUCAAGUGACGGUUGGAUGGAGGAGUUUUUCUCGAGCUAAUAGCCAACGGGGAAAGUUGUUACUGGAUGAAAUAAAAACAUUUAAAGUUGGACAAAUUUUAAAAUCUGAGAAAGUAAAACAAAAACGACAACA
Molecule: messenger RNA, 1548 nt
Organism: Neolamprologus brichardi
Lineage: Eukaryota; Metazoa; Chordata; Actinopteri; Cichliformes; Cichlidae
Source: RefSeq, a predicted model, not a curated record